AUCACAUACAUUGUGGGGAUCAGUGCCUGCAUAUUUUGAUUUAUCUGUGAUUGCACUUGGAUGACAACAACCAAAUCUUUUCUGCUUAGGAAAUAUGAUACUUUCUAGAAGCUUAACCACGAAAAAGAAAUCUGAAAUUCUUCUAUUCGCGGCAGUUGCUGGUGUCUGCACGCAAAUCGCAAUAGCAGUGUCGGAUGAAAAUGGAGACAUUUCGAUUACACCAGAUCUAUUUGAAGCGCCUGUCAACAGCUCCAGCAAACGCGACACUUCCGAGACCGGCCCACGGCUGUGGCCAUCUCGCACAGCAAUUCCUUAUUACAUCAGUAGCGAUUUCGAAAAAUCGCAACGGGAAGUGAUACUGAAAGCUCUCCUGAAGAUUGAAAGGAUGACAAAAGGAUGUAUAGCUUUCAAAGUUAGACAGUACGAGUUCGAUUAUAUUUACUUCAUUCCAAGCUAUUCCGGCAGAUGUUCAUCAGAUGUUGGGCGCACAGGUGGGUAUCAGUACAUUUACCUGGCGGUAGCAACCAUCGACUACCCAUAUCUGUGUUUGGACACAGCAGCAAUUCAGACCCGCGUUUUGCAUGCUUUGGGUUUCGAUCAUGAGCAGAAACGUGCCGACCGAGACCAGUUUGUCGAUGUGCGAAGCGACAACAUCAAAUCCGGUUUCGCUCACGAGUACCAAAUCAACGCUUCUGUUCACACAUUGGGAACCAAGUAUGACUAUCAUUCCAUCACACAUUACGGUCCAUUCAGCGGGGCAAUUGUGGAUUCCAGUCCGGUUAUGGUAUCAAAAAAGGGGCUGAUUGUGCGCAUGGGACAGCGGCAACGUCUGAGUCCGACCGAUGUUGCUAAGAUCAUGUUGGCCUACAACUGUCCAGUAAAUACCGGGCCUGGGCAUAAAAGCUCGAAUACAACGGAAGAGUUUCCGCGUUUCCCUCUGGAAAUAAUGACCGAGGAUGAGUGCGCCGCACAAUUCAAUCGAUACUGCAAAUCUGACGUCAGUACAACUGUCAACUGCACCUAUCGGAACGACUUCCGUAUCGUCUGCCAGUCAAACUCAUCGGUUGCUGUGCUGCAGCGCAUGACGGUGGAUAUGGCCGAAGCGCCGUUGCGAAUUGUGUCCAUUGAUGUGGAAGAGCAACUCAUCGCCAAGUACCCUUUUCUGCCCGUGCAACAGCAAGUCUUAAAGCUAUAGUUACGCAACUGCACUACCAACCGCGUGACUAACAGACUGAACUCUCUGGGCUUUAAAUUUCUUCUGCACUUCGAGCUUUAUCACUGCUACAACUUAGUCAUCGCAAAGGCUGACUUCACGACUUCUCAGCAUCUCCGCAUUGUCGUCUUCUGCAACACCACUGUUGCGUCCAUGCAACCAAAUACUUUUGCUGAUUUGCCGAAUCUCUCCAUUCUCUCGCUAGAAGCACUGUCGGAGAGCCAAAGAUAUGAUAAGUUCGAGCAACCUUUUCGGACAUUUCUACGCAGUUUACACUGCGACUGCCAAUUCGCCUGGUAUCGUUCAUGGUGGCGCAGUAGCAAGCAGCUGAGGCUUAAAGUUGACUUAGGAGAGCUGUAUUCGUUCGAUGCGUUUUAUUUGAACCAGCAGUUCAACAGCGAUGCGUUUGUAAAAGAGCAACUGUAUCAUCCUGUGGACUGUCAGGCUGAUCCCUUUCCGCUCGGCACUGAAUGGAUUAACUACUACACGCAAGCGGACUAUUCGGUUAACCAGCCCAAUUGUAGCGGAUAUAGUUCCAACAUCUCCUGGCCCACCGGAGAAAUGUUCAAAUUAGCAUGACCGUUUCAGAGUUCAACAAGCUGAAAGACCGAAAAAGAUGUUAGCAGGAAAUUUUGAAAUUUCUUUUAUAGAAUAAUACUGUCUUCACAAAUUUAAUAAUUCAAAAAACCUCUUCAUUGUUAAUUGUCUGUUACGAAAUUAAAUACUGCAACCCAUAUUUUCAUACUGAUCCAUGUAAAGGGUGCUAACCGCACUUUAUUCUGGAUGUCCGAAUAGCCGAAUGCCCGACACUUUAGCCGUUUGAAGAGGCUUUUAAGAAAAUGCCAUGCAUGUGCGCUAAAAGAUGUUCUGUGGACAAGAUCAUACAGCAAGCGACUGAUUUUAUGAUAGUUGAAAUAAAUUUA
This is a messenger RNA of Paramacrobiotus metropolitanus, 2136 nucleotides long. RefSeq names its product zinc metalloproteinase nas-4-like. The transcript is spliced from 4 exons. The coding region runs from base 95 to 1195 and encodes 366 amino acids. Lineage: Eukaryota; Metazoa; Tardigrada; Eutardigrada; Parachela; Macrobiotidae. The record is from RefSeq and is a predicted model, not a curated record. Gene Ontology annotation, molecular function: zinc ion binding; metalloendopeptidase activity. Gene Ontology annotation, biological process: proteolysis.